Messenger RNA from Arabidopsis arenosa, 1452 nucleotides. Lineage: Eukaryota; Viridiplantae; Streptophyta; Magnoliopsida; Brassicales; Brassicaceae. The record is from the annotation of a GenBank genome assembly.
AAAACAUAAACAAACUCUCUCUCUCUUCUCUUUCUCCCACACGCUUUCUUUUGGAGCAAAUCGGAAAAAAAAAAUCAACGGCCAAAGCAAUGAGGAAGGAUGAUCUCUGCAUCACUGUUCCGACGUUCUUCCGAUGUCCUAUAUCACUCGACGUUAUGAAAUCUCCGGUGAGUCUUUGCACCGGUGUUACCUACGAUCGAGCUAGUAUCCAACGGUGGCUCGACGGCGGGAAUAACACUUGUCCGGCGACGAUGCAGAUUCUUCAGAACAAGGAUUUCAUACCGAAUCGGACUCUUCAACGUCUUAUAGAGAUUUGGUCUGAUUCUGUUCGUCGUCGAGUUUGUGUUGAAUCGGCGGAAUUAGCUGCUCCGACGAGAGACGAGAUCUCCGAUGCGAUUGAUAGAGUGAAGAUCGAGAAAGAAGAAAGAGAUGAUCGCGAGGUUUUGUCGAAGAUUGUUCGAUUCGGUAGAGAAUCUGAUGAUAACAGAGGAUUUCUCGCCGGAAAAGAUGAUUUCGUGAGACUUCUCGUGGAUCUGAUUAAUCAGGUAGAUUUCAAAACCACCUCCGCCGCGAAGUCACUGGUUGUUCAAGAAGCGGUGAAGAUUCUGAGUAUGAUUCGAACCAAAAUCUCAGAUCGGAGACGGUUUUCGAAUCUGAUUUUGAACGGUCGAGAUCGGUUAACGGUUAUCGUCUACUUGUUUAAAACCGGGAAUGUCGAAUUGAAAAUUGAUUGCGCCGGUUUACUUGAGUUCAUCGCCGUCGACGCUGAGUCAAAGCUGUUAAUCGCCGAGAGAGAUGGUGUAAUCACGGAGCUAAUGAAAUCGAUUAGCAAAGAUUCCGAUUUAAGCUUAAUCGAAUCGAGUUUAUCGUGCUUGAUCGCGAUUAGCUCACCGAAACGUGUGAAACUCAAUCUAAUCCGAGAGAAACUCAUCGGAGAUGUUACGAAAUUGUUAUCAGAUUCAACGUCGUCGAGCGUUUCGGUGACUGAGAAAUGCUUGAAGCUUCUCGAGAUUUUAGCAUCUACUAAGGAAGGGAGAUCGGAAAUUUGCGGCGGAGAUGGCGAGUGUUUGAAGACGGUGGUUAAGAAGCUGAUGAAAGUAUCGACGGCGGCGACGGAGCACGCCGUGACGGUGCUAUGGAGUGUUUCUUAUCUAUUCAAAGAAGAUAAAGCUUUGGAAGCUGUUACGAGUGCUAACGGAGUUACGAAAAUUCUGUUACUGUUACAGAGCAAUUGCUCUCCCGCCGUUAGACGUAUGUUAACGGAUCUUCUUAAGGUCUUCAAGGUGAAUUCAAGAUCUUGCCUUUCGGCUUACGACACCAAAACGACACAUAUCAUGCCGUUUUAAUCAAUUCUUUUUUACUUACUAGGGUUUCGUUCUUAGGAUUUGUUUCUUGGGAAAGAGGUUAAAAGGGUAAGAAAAUUUGUAAACAAAAUGAAAUUUUGAAUAGUGA